Molecule: messenger RNA, 5866 nt
Organism: Gossypium arboreum
Lineage: Eukaryota; Viridiplantae; Streptophyta; Magnoliopsida; Malvales; Malvaceae
Product: protein ESSENTIAL FOR POTEXVIRUS ACCUMULATION 1-like
Exons: 10
Coding region: 261-5279 (1672 amino acids)
Molecular function (GO): protein binding
Source: RefSeq, a predicted model, not a curated record
ACUAUAGUCGGACAGCAAAUUACUCUCUACUUACUAACAUAAGCCGUAACCUAUCCCUCCAUAAUUUUUCUUUCUUUUUACUACCUUUUGCUUAUAUUUUGGUUUUUUCACCUAACUUAUAUUUCCCCUCUCUUCACAUUACCCUUUUUCUCACCUCGCUUAGCGCAACCAAAGCACAAAAAGAAAAGGGUUAAACCAAAAACAAAAAAACAGCAGCAAGGGUUUUCCUUUGGUUUUCGUCUCUCUUUCACCGAUCAUCCAUGGCUCAUACGUCUGCUUCCGAUUCCCGCCGCCACCUCACCGUCAACCCUCACCAUCCGAUCUCCAAAGAUGUUCAAGGAUCUGACAAUCCUAUUCCGCUUUCACCACAAUGGCUUCUUUCAAAGCCAGGGGAGAAUAAGCCAAUGGGAACUAUGGAAAAUCAUCCUGUGCCAUAUCCUGCUCAUGGAGGUCGCUCUGAAGUCAUUAAGCCAUCAGGAAAUGGCGAGGGGAUGCAUGGUACCCCAAAAAAGGAUGUUUUUAGGCCAUCCUUACUUGAUAUGGAAACUGGCCGUCGAGACCGCUGGCGUGAUGAAGAACGAGAUAGCCAUUCAGCUCUGCGCAAAGAUCACUGGAGGGAUGGAGAUAAAGAGCUCAGUGAUACCCGCAGGAUGGAUCGAUGGGCAGAUAACUUGCCUUCAAGACAAUUUGGAGAAGCACGCCGUGCACCCACUGAGCGGUGGACUGAUUCAGGUAACAGGGACUCAAAUUAUGAUCAAAAGCGUGAGAGCAAGUGGAACUCACGCUGGGGGCCUGAUGAUAAAAAUAAUGAAAGGUCACGAGAUAAGUGGGUAGACUCUGGAAGAGAUGGUGAUAUGCUUCUUGACAAAGGGUUGCCCCAUCUUUCUAGUCAUGGGAAGGAUGUGAAGGAAGGGGAUCACUAUCGCCCAUGGAGAUCCACCUCUUCUCAAAGUCGAGGAAGGGGAGAGCCUCCACAUCACCAGGCACUAACUCCAAGCAAGCAGGUUCCCACCUUUUCCUAUGGCAGAGGACGUGGAGAAAGUCACACUUCACCAUUUUCUGCUGGUCAUGGAAGGGGAAGUUCUGGUGGGAACACAGGGGCCAGUAUACCUUCUCACCAUCAAACUCUGGGAAACAUAUCUAACAGGAGUGAAAUUGACCAUGGAGAGCCAUCCCCUUUACGGUAUAGUAGGAAAAAAUUACUUGACUUAUACAUGAGGACUGACAUGAGAAUUUACCAAAAUCUCGUAGAAGAGCUUCUAUCAGUUCCUUCACUUACACAAAAUGAAUCACUGGAACCACUAGCUCUUUGUGCUCCCAGUUCUGAUGAAAUGCUUGUUCUAAAGGGAAUAGACAAAGGGGACAUAACUAGUAGUGGUGCUCCUCAGAUGCCAAAAGAUGGGUCUGCCAGUCGGAACUCUACAGAGUUUACUCAUUCAAGAAGGAAUAAGAUUGGCAGUAGAGAAGAUUUACCACCUGCUGUUGAUGAUUGUAAAGAGGAAACUUCUGACAUUCCAAACAGCAGUUAUUCACAGCUUGAAAAACAUAAGGGAUACCCAGAUGCUAAAUUCAUAUCUGAAGACAAUAAGGGUCUUUUUAAAAGGGAUGAAGAGUUGCCUAUAAGUAGGGAAUCAAGCAUACAAGUGACUAACUCUGUUAAUCCUGGCACCAUGUGGCGAACCUCUUCAUUUGGGGAACGAUCUCCUACAGUCUCCCAUGACUUGAAGGAGAUUCCAAAUGAUGCCAGGUCAAGGACCCCUGACAUGAGCUGGUCACAACCACAGAAAGAUAUGAUUAACCAACGAGAAAGCAAUGUGUUGAAUUCAUCCUAUGCUGGAGCUGAAGCAAAUUGGCAAUCUAGUGAGGAUCCUAUACUUAAGAGGCAGCCAUCUGGAGUUUUGGCUAGGGAACCUGAACCUAGGAAGCUGCCUGCUCCGGAGGACCUUGUCCUUCACUACAAAGAUCCUCAAGGUGAAAUUCAAGGCCCUUUUUCAGGGAUUGAUAUUAUAAGCUGGUUUGAGGCAGGGUAUUUUGGGAUAAAUUUGGAAGUUCGGCUAGCUAGUGCACCCAAGGAGUCACCGUUUUCCUUACUUGGUGAUGUAAUGCCCCACUUGCGAGCUAAAGCACGUCCGCCACCUGGAUUUGGUGUGCCAAAACAGGGUGAACUCUCAGAUUUGUCAAGCAGACCAAAUUACAGUAGCCCUGGGAAAGUUCAUGCUGGUGCAAGUGAGAUCAAUAUGAUCAGAAAUGAGCCAAGGCCAGCAACAGAAGCUGAAAACAGAUUUUUGGAGUCACUCAUGUCUGGUGGCAUGAGCAAUCCAUCUCAAGGCCUGCAAGGAUAUGUUCCACAAUUUUCAAGCACUGGAUCCCAGAGGCUGCAAGCACCUACUCCACCUUCCUUGACAAGUUUGCUUGGUCAAACUAUGGAUAAGUCAUCUGGUAUUUUAAAACCUGAAAAGUUUAUCCCCUCCACUUUAUCUCAGGACUCCCAACUGCUAAACAUGUUGCAGCAGCAGUAUUUAAUGCAGCAGCUGCAACCCCAGACACCGGUACCAACACCACAGAUGUUGCUGCUUGAAAAGAUCAUGUUGCUUAAGCAGCAACAGAAACUGGAGGAACAGCAACAGUUGUUACAACAACAACAAUUGCUUUCACAGGUUUUGCAAGAACAUCAAUCAAAGCAGCAUUUCGGUGAACCCUCUUACGUACACUUACAGACUACUACAAUACCAACAGGCAAUUCAUCCAUGGACCCCUCUCGACUUCAGCCAUCAUUACAGAAUGUUCUUCAGAUUGGUUCGCAGAUCUCAGGCAACCAAGAUGAACAUGCCCAUAACUUCAUGAAUCUACCGCCACAAGUUUCCAGGGAUUCCAGUUAUGCUGUUAGUUCUGGAUCCCCGCCUGUGCUUCUACCACAUGAGAUGCUCAGUAGUAUCAAUUGUCAGAAGAGCUGGGGGACUAAUGCACCGGAACUGGUUAAUGGCAUCCAACGGCCUUUGCCAGUGACAACAAUUGUUGAAAGCUCACCCUCAUUGGAAGUGAACUUAUCCUCCCAGGGGGCUUCUCUCGUGCAAGACCCUCUCGCUUCUGAAUGUCAUGCGCUUCCUAUGGAGCAGCCAUUGGAUUAUACUCAGAAGAUUGAUGAAAUUGCACCAGUUGUACCUACUGUGGAUGAUGCAACCUGUGGAACCUUGGAGCACCAUGAAAUUGCUACUGCUAGAACCUCUAAAACUGAUAUACCUAUUAACGAGGGUGUUCAAUCUACUGAUUCUAUUGAUGAAUUGCUAGUUGGAAGAGAAAAAGGCAAUGAUCAGCCUUCUGUGGUGAGAGAAGCUAAGAAUGUUGAAGCUCAUGAGGUAAGAAAAGCUUCAGAAAAGAAGUCUAGAAAGCAAAAAUCUAGUAAAUCACAAGCUUCUGACCUUGCAAAGGGACUUCCAAAGGCUUCCUCUUUGGUGCAAUUGAAACCAUCUGAAACUGAAGAGCCAGUUGUUUGUGACUCUAAUACUGCUGGACAUAACAUUGAUGGGAUGUCUCAAGGAAAGACGGAACAGAACAAAUCCAGAAAUGCCCCCAUGGAUUCUUAUUAUGCUAAAAGCUUUUCAGCUGCUAACAUUGGUGUGUUGGAUGUUGAAACCAAAGAAACCAAGGGUGAGGCUAGUCUUUCUAGUUUUCCAUUGCAGAACCCAACUGUACAGCCUGCAGUACGUGCAUGGAAACCUGGUCCUGGUUUCAAGGCAAAGUCAUUACUGGAAAUUCAACAAGAAGAACAGAGGAAGGCUCAAACUGAAGUGGCAGUAUCAGAGUUUACUUCUUCUGUCAACUCUCUGAGUUUGUCAACUCCAUGGGCUGGGGUUGUCUCUAGUUUAGAACCCAAAGUUUCUAGAGAAAGUAAAAAAGAUGCAGAUAUUUCUGAGUCAGCUAUUGUGAAACCUGAAAGUUCUUUAAAUUCAGCUAGUAAAAAUAGUCCAUUACAUGAUCUGUUGGCAGAAGAAGUUUUAGCAAAAUCUAGGGAAAGAGAUGCAGAUGUUCCUGGCACUAUUUCUACAUCUUCUGCCCAUGUUACCACUACAAAUGUCGAACCCACUGAUAAUGACAAUUUUAUUGAGGCUAAAGAAACUAAAAGGAGUCGAAAAAAGUCUGCCAAAUCUAAGGGUACAGGAGCAAAAGUUUCCGGUCCUCCUAAUACUGCUGAUGCGGUUCUUGUUAGUGCAAGUACUAUUGAGAAAGUCAAAAGUUCUCGUCCAGCACAGGUGGAGAAGGAAUUAUUGCCUUCAAUUCCCUCAGGUCCUUCUUUGGGAGAUUUUGUACCUUGGAAAGAGGAGGAAGUAAACCCUUCCCCUGCUCCAGCUUGGUCUGCUGAUUCUAAGAAACUUCCUAAACCCACAUCAUUGCGGGACAUCCAAAAGGAGCAGAAGAGGAAUUCCUCUGUCCAGCCCACAAAUCCAAUACCAACUCCUCAUAAGUCCCAACCAAGUCAUUCAACUCCUGCUGGUGUUUCAUCUUGGUCCUUCACUGCAUCUUCACCAUCAAAGACUGCAUCCCCGAUCCAGAUUAAUUCUCAUGCAACACAGUCAAAACAUAAAGGAGAUGAUGACCUAUUCUGGGGUCCAAUUGAUCAGACAAAGCAAGAAACGAAGCAAGGUGAUUUCCCACUUCUUGCAAAUGUGGGCGGCUGGGGAACAAAAAGCACUCCUGCUAAAGGAACUGCAAGUGGGGCAUUAAGUCGACAAAAGUCAAGUGGCAGAGCUAUUGAGCGCACUUUGUCAUCCUCUCCUGCCUCUGCUCAGUCAUUCCUUAAAGGCAAAAGUGACAUGUUGACAAAGCAUUCUGAGGCCAUGGAUUUCAGAGAUUGGUGCGAGAGUGAAUGUGUUAGGCUUAUUGGGACAAAAGAUACAAGUGUCUUGGAAUUUUGUUUGAAGCAAUCUAGAUCUGAGGCUGAAAUGCUUCUGGUAGAGAACCUUGGAUCAUUUGAUCCAAAUCACGAGUUCAUUGAGAAAUUUCUCAACUAUAAGGAAUUGCUACCUGCUGAUGUGAUUGAGAUUGCUUUUCAAAGUCGAUAUGACAGAAAGUUAACAGAGUUGGGCAGCGGAUAUGUGAACUCCAGCAAUGCAAGUGUUGCUAAUUUUGACCCAGAAGUUGGAGUUGGCCUAGAUGGUUCCUCCAAGGGGGGAGGCAAGAAGAAAGGGAAGAAAGGGAAGAAAGUUAGUCCAGCUGUUUUGGGAUUCAACGUAGUGAGCAACCGGAUUAUGAUGGGUGAGAUUCAGACAGUAGAAGAUUGAGAAAUCUGGACUUAUUUUUGAGAGAUCAUAACGGAUUUUUGAGACGUUGGGUCAGUUGUAAAUACAUUUGGGUUUUACUCUUUUGUAAAUUGGCCAGCUAGGGUUUUAUUUAUUCCUUUGUUAACUUUGUUAGAGAGCAGGAGGAAUUGAAACUGCUCAAGCGUUUUUGGAGUAAGGUCAAUUGCGGUGAAAGUCGUCUAUUUUUUGUUAAGAGGUUUAUUUAUAAAAUAGCAACUUUGAUCUCCAAAAAAAGGUCGACUACGGUGAGCAGUUUUUCUAUGCGAUCCGUGUGAGCCAGACUCAUCCGAGUGACAUUAGCAAACAUCAUUUUACAUCUCCAAUCGUUUAGCUACUUGCGUCUGACAGGAGUAGGUGGGAUCAUUUUAGUUCAUGGUGGGUUAAUGUGUAGUCCUCCAAAAAUACUUGGUAGUUGAUAUGUUUUCUUUUAUUUAGAAGGUAUAUGAAUUUGUAUUUUGUUAAUUUGUCAAGAGUUAAUGUAUAGUUUGUUCCUUGUUAAAAAGUAGGAUGUUUUGUUUAACUCUUUCUUUUGAAAUGGUUUUAAUAGGCACUUUCCAUUAGAAGUCAAA